Messenger RNA from Harpegnathos saltator (Jerdon's jumping ant), 1456 nucleotides. RefSeq names its product peroxisomal biogenesis factor 12 (gene Pex12). The coding region runs from base 251 to 1246 and encodes 331 amino acids. Lineage: Eukaryota; Metazoa; Arthropoda; Insecta; Hymenoptera; Formicidae. The transcript is spliced from 7 exons. Gene Ontology annotation, molecular function: ubiquitin-protein transferase activity; zinc ion binding; protein binding. Gene Ontology annotation, cellular component: peroxisomal importomer complex; peroxisomal membrane. Gene Ontology annotation, biological process: protein monoubiquitination; protein import into peroxisome matrix. The record is from RefSeq and is a predicted model, not a curated record.
AGUGAAUAUUGGAACGUAGUCAGUAUUUUCGAUUAUAUGCAUCGUAUCAACAUAUUCGUGCAUCAUGCUUAUUAGUCAUUCGAGGAAACAAUAACAAUAAUUCAAGUAUCAUCCACACGGAAUAGCACUUGUAACAAAAAAUAUUAAAUCAUACAUUAAAAAAAAAUAUUGUUAAUUUAAUACUGAAAGGGUUUAAUUUAAUAUUGGGAGUAAAGAUUGAUAAUUAAAUUUCGUACAUAUGUAAAUAAAAAUGGCAGAAAAAGGUGCUUAUUUAACUGGAACCGUGUACAACAGGCCUACUCUUUUUGAGAUUCUUGCACAGAAAUCGCUCGCAUCUACUCUUGAACCAGCUUUUAAAAAGAUUCUUUCGUUUCUUAUAUCUUUCAAUCCUGAAAGAUAUGGACAUAUUCUUCAAUGGGAAGAUGAAAGCUACUUGCUUUUUAAUGCACUUCUUCAAAGAUAUUACUUAAAGAAAUAUUCUGCAUCUUUUUCUGAAACAUUUUAUGGUUUGAAGCGUAUUGCAGUAGUUGAUUCAAAACUAAAAGAAAAUCUGUCACGCAAACAACGAGUGUUAUCGUUAAUAUCACUUGUGUUAUUACCAUAUCUGAAAAAUAAACUUGCACAACUUAGUUUAAAAUAUCAAUUUAAAGAAAUAAACAGUUGCGCAAGGCAAGGGAAAUUACAGAAACUCUUCCAUAAAUGCCUCGUUAAAGGACAUUUAAUCCUCUUCAUAUUGUACAAGUCUUUAGAGGUAUACAAUUACAUACUUUACAUAUCAGAACAGUCAAUGUAUCCAUCACCUUUGCUAAAGCUGCUACGUAUCACAUUGACAUACUCCGAGCUGCAGCCCACUCAUACUAUCAUCGAUUUACUGAGUAAACUAAAACAAAAUUCGUUUACCAUCGACGAUGGUUGGGACUUACUUCAGAGCACUGUUACUCAUUUUCUCGAGUUGAGUGCUUUCUUUCUACAGUUUCUUUCAUGGUGGAAUCAAGAGAAUUAUGUGACAGAUAUCAUGAAUCUUCCAUCUCCACCACCUCCGAAUGUGCCAAACACAGCAUUCCGACACAAAGGUAACUGCCCACUUUGUCAUAUGCCUCAACGUAUACAUACAGUGCUUAUGGUAUCUGGUUUUGUCUUUUGCUACCAAUGUAUUUUGUCGGAAAUACGUGAAAACAAGAGAUGUCCAGUAACGCAUUACCCUGCUACAGAAGACGAUUUAGUACGCUUGUACAUAGAUACAUAAAUUAAUAUAUAAAUACAUAGAUUAAUCUAUAUAUUUUAAUUUAUAUAUGUUAUGCAUAGAUUAUUCCGUGCAGAAUAAUUCGGGUGUAAAUAUACGCGGAAAAUCCUGGUGUACAUAUAAGCGGAAAAAUGACUUUUUAAUUAAAAUUAUAUUACAUGUUAUUACAUAUCAUUCCAGGGUGUUCGGUUUCAUUCAUUUAUCACGUAUUGU